AUGAUAAACCGAUUGCUUAAACGAGGAGAUAAGUCAGCUCAACCAGCACAAUCUGUUCCACAUGAUAUGAAAGAUAAAAGAAGAACAAGAGCAAAGAAAUGUUGCACAACAUUGUUGAUUUCGAACGGUGUUCUUUGUACUUCACGACUUCUGCUUGUAACUCUCGUCUUAUGUAAGAUUGGAAAUUUCAUUAAAUGCAUUGUUAAGAUCGAAGGAAAAUACUAA
Molecule: messenger RNA, 225 nt
Organism: Clunio marinus
Lineage: Eukaryota; Metazoa; Arthropoda; Insecta; Diptera; Chironomidae
Source: the annotation of a GenBank genome assembly